Penicillium macrosclerotiorum is the source of this 1461-nucleotide messenger RNA. Its product is annotated as FAD-binding oxidoreductase. The transcript is spliced from 2 exons. Bases 1 to 1461 code for a protein of 486 amino acids. NCBI's taxonomy places the organism in Eukaryota, Fungi, Ascomycota, Eurotiomycetes, Eurotiales, Aspergillaceae. Gene Ontology annotation, molecular function: FAD binding; oxidoreductase activity. The record is from RefSeq and is a predicted model, not a curated record.
AUGGCAUCUAUCAUUAAUCUUUUGCUCGCUGCAGGUGCUGCAUUUGUGGCUGCAAGCGACGCCGAUAAUUUGAAAUCGUGCCUUCAGUAUGCAUUGACUGACAGUGGAAGUGUCGCCUUUGCUGGUGACCCUUUCUACCAAGUUGCGAAUGUGAAUCGCUAUAACCUGAACAUACCUGUAGUUCCAGCUGCUGUGACAUUUCCCACUUCCUCGCAACAAGUUGCUGCUAUUGUGAAGUGUGCCGCGGACAAUGGAUAUCAUGUUCAGGCUAAGAGUGGUGGUCAUAGCUAUGGAAACUAUGGCCUUGGUGGAACGGAUGGCGCUGUUGUCGUCGAUUUAAAGAAUUUACAGCAAUUCUCCAUGGAUAGCUCGAAUUGGGUGGCAACAAUCGGAUCUGGAACACUUUUAGGAGACGUGACACAGCAUCUGCAUGAUGCUGGAGGUCGAGCUAUGUCUCAUGGCACUUGCCCUCAGGUUGGAUCUGGUGGCCAUUUCACCAUUGGUGGACUCGGUCCAACAUCGCGACAGUUUGGAGCUGCUCUUGAUCAUAUUGUGGAGGCGGAAGUUGUGCUUGCCAAUUCCAGCAUCGUGACGGCUUCUGAGACUCAAAAUUCGGACAUCUUCUGGGCUAUCAAAGGUGCUGCUUCCGGCUUUGGUAUUGUCACCGAGUUUAAGGUUCGCACUGAGCCUGAACCUGGUACCGCUGUUAAAUACGAAUAUACCCUGAAGAUAGGCAGCACCGAAGAACGGGCCACUUUGUUCAAACAAUGGCAAGCAUAUGUUUCUAAUCCGAAACUGACCCGCAAAUUGGCGUCCACUCUUACCCUUCUUGAAGACACCAUGGUCAUCACCGGUACUUUCUUCGGUACCGAAGAAGAGUACGAGUCCUUGGAUAUUGGUUCCCAAUGGCCCGGUGUCAAUGGGAGUGCUGUUGUUUUUCAGGAUUGGCUUGGUCUGGUCGGUGACUGGGCCGAAGAGGCCGCUUUGGAGCUCGGCGGUGGAAUUGCGUCCAACUUCUAUUCCAAAUCAACCGCAUGGACUCCAGACAAUUUGAUGACUUCUGAGACAAUCGACCAGCUCUUCGACUACAUUGAUAGUGCGGACAAAGGAACAUUGAUCUGGUUUCUGUUGUUCGAUUUCCAGGGAGGCUACACCAAUGAUAUUCCCACAGAUGCGACCGCAUAUGCUCACCGCGAUGUGCUCAUCUGGCUGCAGUCAUAUAGCAUCAAUUUGCUUGGCCCUGUCUCCCAGACGCAGAUUGAAUACUUGGAGCAGGUCAACAAUCUUGUGACAAAUGACAAGGCUCCGUAUGCUGCAUACCCAGGUUAUGUUGAUCCUCUGAUGGCAGCCGGACCCGAGGCAUACUGGGGUUCAAACCUACUACGGCUUCAGCAAAUCAAAAAAGAAAUUGACCCUCAAAAUGUCUUCAAGAACCCUCAGAGUCCCUCGCCUGCGUUUUGA